Messenger RNA from Dufourea novaeangliae, 4632 nucleotides. RefSeq lists its product as uncharacterized. The transcript has 15 exons. The record is from RefSeq and is a predicted model, not a curated record. NCBI's taxonomy places the organism in Eukaryota, Metazoa, Arthropoda, Insecta, Hymenoptera, Halictidae. The coding region runs from base 7 to 4632 and encodes 1541 amino acids.
GUGAACAUGGAUUUUAAUCUUCCCGAAUUGACAGCAAACGAAACCAGUCAAAAUGAUCAUUCCAAUUUGGUGAAUGUAACACAGUCCUAUUUGCUCUUGAAGAAAAGAAUCUGUGACACUCAUGAAGUGAUUCAACAAUAUAAUGACAAAUUAAAAGAAUGUGAGCAUUUGAAGACAGAUUUAGAUGCAACAAAUAAACAAGCAAAGAAAGUGGCCUGUAAUUAUAAUUCUAUGUUAGCUAAGGUUAUUAAAUUAGAACUUCAAAAUACGGAAUAUAAAAAAAAUAUAGAGUCACUAACAACACAAGUGAAUGAUCGUCAAGUAAAAGCAGCUGCAGAUCAGCAACAUAUCCAACAACUGAUAUGUAAAAUAAAGGAUGUAGAAAGCCAACACAAUGAUAAAGUUAUGCAGUAUGAUUUAAAAAAAUCUUCUCUCGAAGUAAGGGUUAAAGAACUAGAACAGGAAUUAAAAAAUGUAAAAAAGUCUUAUGACCUGAAGACAAAAAAGAUGGAAGAGAAGAAGAAGGUGGAGAACAAGACUCCUACAAAAAACAAAGUGAAAAUGAAAGACGUUGGAAGCAUUACAACACUUACUAUGGAUGAAAUAGUGCAGAAACAAAAAGUUUCAGAUAAAUGUGUAAUGACCGACGAAUUUUAUAAUGUGAAGGACAACAUGUAUCCUAUAUUUUGUGCCAAAUGUGAGGUUCUUUUGGAGCCUACCCCUCUAGAAAAAAUUUGCGAAAUCAUGACAGAAUCAUGUCCAAAGUUGAUAGAGAAAAUUUCAUCCCCUCUUAAGAAAGUAACUUUACCUCCACUAAUAUCACCUGGUAUGAACAAUGAACGAUGUAAAACAGAAAAUGUAACAGUGUUACCGGAAACACAGCCGUCACAUUUACAGAAUCGGACCGUUGAUCCUCAUUUCAUUCCUACGAAUCCUUUAGCAUCACAUGAACAAAUGACAUUGAGUCGUACAGAUUAUUGUAACAAUUUUCCGCAGACGUCUAGUUUAAUGAAUCAAAAUAGUUAUUGUAUUGGUUCAACACCGGUUAAUCCAUUAUCAUUGGCAAAUAUGAGUACAACUAGUCAGAAUAAUCACUGCGACGAAGCGUCAACGCUUGCAUCCUCUCUAUUACUUAUUUCUUCAUUGCAAAAACGGAUCGAUACAUUAGAGAUGAAGGUAAAGAAGAAAUUUAACAAAAAGAAUUCGGAACAGAACAGCAAUCUUUGGCAGCGUACACAUCAAAAUCCGUGCUGCAUGCACGACAUUAACAGUUCAAUGCAAUUCAAUUUUAUGGAACUCUUUAAACGAGUGACUGAUUUUGGUGACAGCAAGGAAAAGAAGCAACUCAAUAUAAAUAAGCGUAGAGAUAAGAGUUCGAAUAAGCAUAAAUUGUCCCAGUUGAAAUCCGUAAAAAGAUUGCAGAACGCGCCUGCUUGCACAUGGGAAGUAGAGACGAUAGUGACAAAACCGGAGCAAAGUCCUGUUAGACAAAGGCCUAAGAAACGGAAGUACAGGCAUUCUAUGCUUCUCAGUAAGACUAACGUUUCUACAAAUAAGUUAGGGGAUUUAGAAGCAUCGAUUAGCGAUUCGGAUUCCAAUUCUUGUAACGAUCUGUUUACAAGUGCUACUCUUGUUAAAUCAGAUAUUAGCGUACAGUCUAAAGAUAUAUCGCGUGUAGAGACGACUAAUUUAGAAUGUAACAAUCGCUCGAAGACAUCAACGUGUUCUGCUCAGUCUACAGACACAGAUGAACUCGAGACUGUAGACAGAGUAAGAAACUCCGUUGAGUCUAGAAAAUCAUUGGGAGGUGAAACCGACUCAGGAAUAUUGUCAGACUCAGUGGAAUCUAAUAAAUUAAUACAACUCGAAGGAGACCUAGAUUCGUGUAUUGUUUCAACAGAUUGUAAGCAUGCGAGAGAUGAAAAGAGUUCCAUGGAAAAUACACAGGCUUUCACUGGAAGCUUCAGGAUAUUGAGAUCUCAAUCCAAAGAGAAAUCUCCUAUAAAGUUAAUUAAGACGAGUAGGCUGACAGAAGAAGUAGUUGAUUCAAAAGUAUUAAAGCCAAAUGAACAGAUUGAAGAGAUAGACCUCAAUGGUUCAGUUCCUCAGACUAAAACAACUACCUCUAAUAAUACAAAUCCUACUAGAAAGAGAAAGAUCAGUGAACUUCAAGACGUGAAGAAGUGUAGUCGUCAAGGGUUAUUAAAGAAGAUAAGAAAUUUAAAAAAGAACUGUAAGGUUGGAAAUAUCCGGCAAAGUAGUUCAGAUCUCCAGGAAAUAGAAAACUGUGAGAGUCACGUUUCUUAUAGCUUGCAGGGUGAAAAGCAUUUCGAGAAGGAAGUCGAGGACAUUAAGGACGAUGAUUACGUACCCAAAAAGAAACCUCGAAUAGCUCAUGUACCCAAGAGUGUAACAGUAGAACAAAAUAAUUAUCCACCGGUUAAGACGUACACGGUAAAAGAUUUAACAAAGAGAAAAGUGAAACCGCGAGACAGUAUUAUUGAUAGUGCCGAAGCAAAUACGACCAUAACAAUACAAUCGACAGAAAUACCCGACAGAUAUAGUAUCGAUAUAGACGAGUCCGUUGUUACUCAGACAAUGGUGAAAGGCGAUAGUAAUGUAGGGUCAGAAAAUAAAUGUAGCAACAGGACAAAUGAACUCAAACCGAAUUCAUCCAACUCAAUGCAUUCUAAUACAACAAACGUCCCAGAGAAUAAUAAUAUUAAUGAAAUGUCUACUAUUGAUAUUAAACCUUUCAGCCAUUCACCUGACAAUGAUUUAGAAAACAAAAAUUUAUCGAUGGUAGAUAUGAACAGUUCUAGAGAUUCUACAAACCUUACAAUGUCUAGUCUUGAUGAUUCGUUUGAAGGCUUAAUGGAAUUUGAUGAAUUAAAGACUGAAGCAACUAAUGAAUAUAAACAGAUUAAACAGGAGUAUCAAAAUAAUUCACCGCAUUCAAAGAAUGCAAUUCUUGAAGCUGACAAUAAUACAAAUAAAUUUGAUGAUGAAUCGAGCAAAAAUGGAACUGAUCAAUCUAGCAAGUUGUCGACAUUGAAUGCUGUAUUGAGUAAUAAUUUAAACCCACUACCUUAUCAGGAUAAUGAUAAUUCCUCUAGAAAUGGAAGUACUACUGAAAAUGACGUCUAUGUAUGUAAGAGAAACGUUCAAGAAGUUGUACGAAAUCAGUCGUGUGACGUCAACGGUUCAUUAGUGAGCUCAGAGGAUAUACAUUUAAUGAAUGUUCAAGAUAAUGAUACAAAUAAAAUAACAAAAGUUUACGCGACGAAACUUAAUUCUAAUGCAGGAUCGAAGUUAGAGUCACAGUCCCUGCUUGCAAGAAUAAGACAAUUUGCUUCAACAAAUAAAUCUUCAACUACCAACUGUAAUAAUCAGUCGAUGAAUCUUUUACGUAUUAGUCUGAUAACAGAUAAGUUUGUAAACAAGCAGUUACAAAGACUCGUGGAUUGCGACUGGAAGGUUUGUGCUGUACAUUGGGACGUGAUUGACAAAUUAAAAACUACGUGUACUCCCUGUGUUAUAGCGAAAGGCAUCGUAGACUUUUUCAGUUCAGAAGAACAAAGCAACAAAAGUUUGGAUAAUAGUCACACACCACCUGCACCUUUAAUGACGCAAACACAACAAAGGAUUGCAGCAUUGUUGAUUGACUUAGAAAAGUCAAAUCCAAUGAUUUUUCAGUUGGUUCAAACUGGCAUUGAGUAUAAACUUUUUAGACUUAAUCAGCAGAUAGAGAGAUCGGUUGUGGAAUCACUUGCUAGGAUGUACACGAUUCUAGCACGAAUUAAGAAAGAUAGAGGAAAAGUAAGGAUAUUUUGUUGCGAUGCUCUUUAUUGUUUGGGAGUUAAUGCAAUACUUGUUUUGUAUACAGUAUUCACUUGUUGGCCAGAGACAUUUCCAAAUAAUGAAACCAAUAAAGAACUUUUACCGGAAUGUAUGGCUCACCUCAUCAUGACCCAACAAGCCGUCGACUAUCCUAAGCUUAAGGCUUUAAAAAAUUUGGUGUCAUUGUUCUAUAAAUACCCAACAGGAACUAUAUCCAAGGACAUGUUGAACAAACUUUUAUCAGCCCUUCAAGAGAAAUCUGACGCUGAAAUAGAAGCGGCCAUUAUACUUUUAGCAAAGAGGGAAGGCACAGCAUGGACGUAUAAAAAUAUCAUUCGGGGCGCAUUGUUACCAAUGAUCAUUAACAACAAACUUCCCAGCGCGUAUAGAUCGUUUUGUUUACUCGGCAAUCUUAUGCGUGUGUUCCCCGUUGGGGAUAAGAAUAAUUCAGUCGGUGAAAUUGUGGAACAAUUAUGUGAUUUGAUUAAUUCCGGUGAAGUGUCAGAGGAGCAACAAGAAGGUAUCAUCUCAGCGCUAUUGAGCUUGUCGAGGCACAAAUUCGACGAUGUGGUGCAAAACGUAAUAAAAUGGACCCCCACUGCACCCCUUCAUGAUCGAACUACAGAACAAAUCAAUGGACUACUUAAUCAGCGUCCCCCAGAUUUCUGGAAAGGCUACUUAAGAACGAACAAACUAUUCCGAGGACAGAAUCUCAGCCCGAAAAUUCUAAUUUUGUGGGACUGUGGAGCAUUGUUGGACUACAUAUACAAAAGACUCAUUCCAAAGGAGUGA